UCGGACGAUUUCCUCUUCAUGAUUAGAACGCCUUGGCUUCCCUUCGCCUCCCCGCCCGGCGACGGCGACUCUCGGGCUCCGCCCACUUCCCCCAUCUGUCUUCCUCUCUACUACAAACCCAACCCCCCCUUUCCUUCUAAAUUCUAGGGCUUCUUUGACGCUUCCUCACUCAUGGGUCGACAGCCGGAAGUUCUGUGGGCGCAGCGUUCUGAUAAGAUCUACCUGACGGUUUCCCUACCGGAUGCGAGAGAUGUUUUUGCGGAGAGCGAGCCUCAUGGGGCGUUUAAGUUCUCAGCCGUCGGGGCUCAAGACGAGCACUUCGAUUUCAGCCUCGAGCUCUACGAUGCUGUAGUUCCCGAGGCUAGUAAAAUAAAUAUUGGGAUGAGGAACAUAAUUUGCUCAAUCAAGAAGGAGAAAAAAGGUUGGUGGAAGCGGCUGCUAAAGUCAGAGGAAAAACCUGCUCCAUAUAUCAAAGUUGAUUGGAAUAAAUGGUGUGAUGAAGAUGAGGAAGAGUCUGACAUUUCUGACUCACUUGUCUCUGAUGAUGAAAACAAUAGGGUUACUGGCACGGAUGAUGAGAACAGUGAUGAUGAUAGCGGCUUGCUCUAUCUACCUGACCUAGAAAAGGCCAGAGGAAAGUGAUAUGAACUUGAUGGCUGGCGGAUGAGAUCGACUCUAUCACUAGAGUGACAGGCGUAAAGAAGUAAUUUGCACUAAUAUGCCUAUAUUUUGCUACCUCAGUAAUUUGCACAACACCUUAGAUAAUCACUCCCGUGGCGCUGUGGAUUUGUCACACUUUCGUCAACAGAUUCUUAUUGAACCUAAUCUUACUAUUACUUCUCUUGUGAUGGCCAUUAUUAGUGCUUUUUUGAGGGCAUCGCAUCCAUAAUGCCCCUCCAUUUGACCAA
Molecule: messenger RNA, 908 nt
Organism: Musa acuminata AAA Group (dessert banana)
Lineage: Eukaryota; Viridiplantae; Streptophyta; Magnoliopsida; Zingiberales; Musaceae
Product: co-chaperone protein p23-2
Exons: 6
Coding region: 172-642 (156 amino acids)
Biological process (GO): chaperone-mediated protein complex assembly; protein folding
Cellular component (GO): nucleus; cytosol
Molecular function (GO): Hsp90 protein binding; protein-folding chaperone binding
Source: RefSeq, a predicted model, not a curated record